UCAUAUCCACGUCCAGAAACCCGGCCCAAACUGAACCAACGGUGAGCGCUGCUGUAAUAAAACCCUAGGAAACGAACGAGGAAUUGUCGAUAGGGUUUUAGAGCUUCUGUUGCAGAAACUCAGCGGAGCAGACAGAGAGAAACUCAUCAGAGCCGCCUCAUUCGCAUACCUCCAUUCUCAGAAGAGUUCUCAGAGAUGCCGAAGUCCAAGCGCAAUAGACCAGUGACGUUGUCGAAGACGAAGAAGAAGGGGAGGGAACACAAAGAAAACAUUGUGAAUUCUAUAAGGGAGGCUGUAGAAAAGUACAAUUCUGUGUAUGUGUUUAGUUUUGAGAACAUGAGAAAUCUCAAAUUCAAGGAGUUCAGAGAGCAGCUCAAAUCCACUAGCAGGUUUUUCCUGGGAUCCAACAAAGUCAUGCAGGUUUCUAUUGGUCGAUCUGUCGCUGAUGAAAUCAGGCCAGGUCUUCACAAGAUUUCGAAACUUCUGCGGGGGGAUUCUGGCAUUUGCUUUACCAAUUUGCCAAAAGAAGAGGUCCAAAGAUUAUUUGACGAAUAUGAAGAAUAUGAUUUCGCAAGGACUGGAAGUAUUUCAACAGAAAAGGUGGAGCUUAAAGAAGGUCCUCUUGACCAGUUCACACAUGAGAUGGAACCCUUCCUGCGGAAGCAAGGGAUGCCUGUUCGGUUGAACAAAGGUGUGGUGGAGCUUGUUUCAGACUUUGUUGUCUGUGAAGAAGGGAGGCCAUUAUCGCCUGAAUCAUCUCGCAUACUGCGUCUCCUGGGUAUCAAGAUGGCUACCUUCCGGCUUCACUUAAUAUGCAGAUGGAGCCCUGAGGAGUUUGAACUUUAUAAAGAAGGGUUGGAGGAUUCAGAUGUUGAGUCCUCAUAGGAUACCGGCUCCGGCUAAUCAUGAUCCUUGUUAGCCUUACCAAUCAACACCUCUAUAAAGCCGGGGCUAUCUUAUUUUUCUUUUGAACCUUGAGAUCGGCCGAAGUUAUACUGAUAUGCAUGAUUUUGACAUGCAGCUUCGUAUUUAAGCUGUUGUACUUUGCAGAGUGCACUUAUGUUUUGGCUCUUUUGCUGUUGGUUGUGAGUGUCUCCUAAUAGAUGUAGUGUAAAAUUUUGUAGGACCAUAGGGAAUUUUGAUCUUUUUCCCAUUUCUC
Molecule: messenger RNA, 1159 nt
Organism: Ilex paraguariensis (yerba mate)
Lineage: Eukaryota; Viridiplantae; Streptophyta; Magnoliopsida; Aquifoliales; Aquifoliaceae
Source: the annotation of a GenBank genome assembly